Sesamum indicum (sesame) is the source of this 2062-nucleotide messenger RNA. RefSeq names its product Rhomboid-related intramembrane serine protease family protein. Gene Ontology annotation, molecular function: serine-type endopeptidase activity. The record is from RefSeq and is a predicted model, not a curated record. Gene Ontology annotation, cellular component: membrane. NCBI's taxonomy places the organism in Eukaryota, Viridiplantae, Streptophyta, Magnoliopsida, Lamiales, Pedaliaceae.
UCCUAGGGUGUGGAUUCAGGAGCCCCACACAAAAUCACAUAGGGGAAGAACAACUGGUUGUACUUCUCCUAUGUACAGGUGGGCGGAUCUGAUAGGUACAACGAGGAUAACGUACACAAUUUCGUUUGGACUGUUCCAUCCCAGAUUACAGAGCCCUGUCUGUAUGUCUGUCCUGUCCUGUCCUGUCCUUGCAGAUGUGCAACUUCCAAGUGCGUGGGAAGAACUUACAUUUAUGGAAAUACACCCACCAGCUGCAGACUCUGUCCUCGCCUUUGUCGACUCUCGUAUUCCCAGGGGUUCACGUUUCGCUUUCAAUCUGUAAACAGAGGUAUAGACGGACGCCGAGCUCUUAUCUAUUUGCAAGAAUAUCUUCGUUUUCAUUUUCUGAGAUUGCUGUUGUGGAGCUUUUUGUAGAAGUGAUUUACAUGGCGACAGUUGCAAGCAACCAUAAAUUGUUCUACACAGAGAAUAACCUUUUAAUUGCAAAAGGCAAAAGAGAGCAUGCAUCAUAUGAUGCUAUCACCUCACCAAUUAAAAGAACCAGGAGGAAAAGUGAAACUGUAUCCAAAUUGGACGAGAUCGCGAUUGAAUCAUCUGUGCUUCCUAGGAAGCACAAACUUUCACAUUGUUCCUCCACUAACUGGAGUCCACAAAAGGGAAAAUUUUGCUCGGUUAUAAAAGCAUUGAGUUCUACUGAGAAGCAUCUGAAGUCUUUAGAUUCUUAUCUUGGAAAGGUGCAUAAUGAUGCUAAGCAGCCCUCUUUUGAAAAUUUGAACCAGAAGACAGAAUCGAUUGGUAAAAGUGAUCAACUCAAAGCCGACAAUGGUCUCAAAUCUCUAGAGGAUUAUCUUGGCAAAGUUAAAGGCGAUGCAGAGUCUGAAAACUAUGUUAACAAAGGUUUUACGGCAUUGGUAAGUACUUCUAUCAAGACCGACCAAGAAAGUGAAAGAGAGAGAUCAUAUAUGGAGUUAAAAACUCAGUAUGCUGGCGGCAAAAAGAAAUACGCAGAUGAAGCCCCUGAUUUCUACUUAAUAGGCGUAUUGGCUUCAAUAAACAUAGCAGUUUUUCUGUUUGAGAUUGCCACUCCAGUAAAAAACUCUGAUUUCGGGCUCUUUUCGCUCCCCAUGGUUUAUGGAGCAAAAAUAAAUAACUUGAUUCUAACUGGAGAGUGGUGGAGGCUAGUCACACCAAUGUUUCUGCAUUCAGGAAUCUUUCAUAUAGCACUUGGGAGCUGGGUCCUCUUUAGUUUUGGGCAUGAAGUGUCUCAAAAGUACGGUUCGUUCACUUUCCUACUGAUAUAUGUUCUUGGAGGAAUUUCGGGAAACCUGAUUAGCUUUUUGCACACAUCAGAGCCAACUGUUGGUGGAACGGGUCCCGUCUUUGCCGUUAUUGGAGCUUGGCUUAUUUACCAAGUUCAAAACAAAGAUGUCAUAGCAACGGAUGCUUCUCAGAAGAUGUUUCAGAAUGCAAUUAUCGCCACAGCUCUGAGCUUUGUUCUUAGCAAUUUUGGUCCAAUUGAUGACUGGGCACACUUUGCGGCAGCCUGUACUGGUAUAGCAUAUGGAUUUCUCACAUGCCCAUCUCUACAAGUGAAGGACAUACCUCCAGAAGUAGGUCGACAGGAAAGGAUCACACUCGUCAGACGAUAUGCAGAUCCUUGCAAGUCACUAAUAUGCUUCUCCCUCUUCCUCCUGCUGUUGAGCUCUUCCCUUUUCAUUUUCGAACCUCCGCUCUAUCUGAUAGAGUAGAGACAGAGAUAGGUAGGCAUAAAUCAAGUAAUAAUCCACCAUAGCAUGCGUGUAAAUAUACUUGGUGUUUAUAAGUAACUCGCCAGCAACAGCAUCAGAAGAUUAUAUAGUCAAUCUUCUAUAUAUAUAGAAUGCAUUGUAGCCAUACUACUUUUAGCAAGUCUUAGGACUUCAAGUCUCAAAUAUCACACCCUUUGUGAAAGUUUCAUAUACUAAGGAUUGUGGUCGUUGUAUAAGAUUCCUGUAUGAAUUUUCUCAUUGUUGUGGUGCAUAUACGUUGCUCUUUGUUUAUGAAUUGAAAUUUCUAUUUUAAA